This is a messenger RNA of Dermatophagoides pteronyssinus (European house dust mite), 645 nucleotides long. It is a transcript of the gene Fdx1, whose product is annotated as Adrenodoxin-like protein 1, mitochondrial Ferredoxin 1. Gene Ontology annotation, molecular function: electron transfer activity; 2 iron, 2 sulfur cluster binding. NCBI's taxonomy places the organism in Eukaryota, Metazoa, Arthropoda, Arachnida, Sarcoptiformes, Pyroglyphidae. Gene Ontology annotation, biological process: P450-containing electron transport chain. The record is from RefSeq and is a predicted model, not a curated record. Gene Ontology annotation, cellular component: mitochondrion.
UUUAUGAAAAUCCACUAUCGCGAUAUGUUUUUUCGAUUGUUUGUCAUGUGGUGGUUCAAGAAAUUUUUUCUGUUUUUUUUUCUUAAACCCCCGAUAUGUUUUAUAAAUUUUUAUCAAAUUCUUCUUCAAUUGCCGGACGUUUAUUUCAACAACAGAUUAAUCUGAAUAAUAAUAAAUUAACAACAUUACUUUCAAACAGAUUAAUAACAUUAAAUUUACGAAAUGAAACUUCAAAUAAUAAUAAUACUAAUGAAAAUACGGGCGAAAAAAUACGCGUUCAUUAUAUAACGAAUAAAGGUGAAAGGAUUACCAUUGAAGGUAAUGUCGGUGAUAAUGUAAUGUAUUUAGCUCAAAAAAAUUCUAUCGAUAUUGAAGGUGCUUGUGAAGCAUCAUUAGCCUGUUGUACAUGUCAUGUUUAUGUUCAUGAUGAUUAUUUUGAUAAAUUAAAUGAAGCGGGUGAAGAAGAAGAAGAUUUACUUGAUAUGGCACCAUUUCUUAAAUCAAAUUCUAGAUUAAGUUGUCAAAUUAUUUUAAAACCAGAAUUACAAGAUUUAGAAGUAACUCUUCCGCCUGCAACAAGAAAUUUUUAUGUUGAUGGUAAAAAACCCAGUCAUCAUUGAAUUUGAAUUAUAAAAUUGUACAUAU